AUGAUCAGCAAGAGCUUCGCCUGGGCUUUGCUGCCCGCCCUUGUGGUUUCAGCAGCUGUUAACCCCUCUGGAUCGACAUUCGACUACGACGCUCUUAGUCUGCGGACCGUCGGUGCCCCAAAUACCCUGGAAUGGCGCGUCUGGCUCGAGAAAAACGGUGAGCCGAUCUCCUUCUGGCACGACGUCCCCCUCUACCCCGAAAACUCCGACAAGCAAAUCGUCAACUUCGUCGUCGAGAUCCCACGCGGGACAGACGGCAAGAUCGAAAUCCGGCGUCCGGAGCCACUCAACCCCAUCUUCCAUGACGAUAAGAAUGAUGCUCCCCGUUUUGUCGAGAGUGUUUGGCCAUUCAACUCGUAUCCAUUCCUGUACGGAUCUAUCCCACAAACAUGGGAGAGUCCGAACUUCAACCACAGCUUCACCAAUGUGCCUGGUGACAAUGAUCCCAUGGACCUGUUUGAUAUCGGUCAGGACCCUGGAUACACCGGCCAAGUAAAGCAGGUGAAGAUCCUUGGUGCGCUUGCGCUGAAUGAUGGUGGUGAGACGGAUUGGAAGGUUUUGGGUAUCGAUGUUGAGGAUCCCAUUGCUCCUUUGGUUGACAACUUCAAAGACGUCGAGAAGUACCGCCCUGGUUUGAUCAAGUCCUACUACGACUGGUUUACUUACUACAAGGUCGCCCGCGGCGACGACCUAAUACCCAUAACGGGCGACAGAUAUGUCAACGCCACAUUCGCAACAACCAAGGUAGAGGAAAGUCACAGCUUCUGGCUCGACCUGAUCAAGGGCAAGGUCGACGCCAACGAAAUCAACUACAACCAGACCUCCCGGCCAGAUAUUCCUCACAGUUUCGUGUCCAAGAACACCACCACCCGUCGAUUUGACAUUCCUGCCCAGUCUGAUGAGAAGCCUGCUGCGCCUAAGCCUGCCCGGUAUGACCAGUGGUUUUACCUCGAUGAGGAUUUCAAACUUAUUGAGGAGAAUGUUGUUGAGUAA
This is a messenger RNA of Aspergillus puulaauensis, 993 nucleotides long. RefSeq lists its product as uncharacterized. The transcript is spliced from 4 exons. Bases 1 to 993 code for a protein of 330 amino acids. Gene Ontology annotation, cellular component: nucleus; cytoplasm. Gene Ontology annotation, molecular function: magnesium ion binding; inorganic diphosphate phosphatase activity. The record is from RefSeq and is a predicted model, not a curated record. Lineage: Eukaryota; Fungi; Ascomycota; Eurotiomycetes; Eurotiales; Aspergillaceae. Gene Ontology annotation, biological process: phosphate-containing compound metabolic process.